Arachis ipaensis is the source of this 2131-nucleotide messenger RNA. NCBI's taxonomy places the organism in Eukaryota, Viridiplantae, Streptophyta, Magnoliopsida, Fabales, Fabaceae. The record is from RefSeq and is a predicted model, not a curated record.
UGAGAGUGAGAAGAAGAUUAAGAAGGGGCAUCCCAGAAACACAUGCAAUGACUUCCAACACGUGUCCCUUUCCAGCCACACAGUAAUCCCACUUCUUUAUUGCUAACUCUGAAACCCUCAGCUUUUGUUUCUUUCUUACUAAAAUUAAAAUCUUUCAACAUACAAUUUCGCUGUGGUCCCCAUUUCUCUCGAAUUUCCUCUCUUUUUAUCAACUUAGUAAAACUCUUCGUUUGUUUUCCCUUGUCCUUGUCCUAAUCCAGCGAGGAGAUCACCCCAUAACCCCAUUCAUUCAUUCAAUCAAUUUCGUCCCUGAUGGAAAAUGGGAUCCUGCUAAGCAGUCAGAUCUGCAUCUAAUUCUGCGCCGGCUGCAUAUCCAAACAUUCUCGCAGAUCAACUUGGGAUAAAGUCUCUGUUUUCGUUUCAAUUGAUCUUUGCUUUGUGAAAGUUUGGGGCUUCUGAAUUCUGAUAGCUGGCGAGAGAGAAAGGUUUGUGAAGUUGAGUUGUUGGGUGUGCUUGAGGAAACGUUCUCUCUGGUGGGGAUAGAGCCUAAGAGAUGGCCUCCGGUGAAGGGAGGCGUCGUCACCAUGAUCUUGUGCCUCUUGCUGCAUUGCUUAAGAGGGAGAUGAAGAGUGAGAAGAUGGAGAAGCCCACUGUUAGAUAUGGUCAUGCCGCUCAGUCUAAGAAAGGGGAAGAUUACUUUCUAGUCAAGACUGAUUGUCAGCGAGUACCCGGGAACCCUUCAACUUCCUUUUCUGUUUUUGCGAUCUUUGAUGGACACAAUGGAAAUGCUGCAGCCAUUUUUGCUAGAGAGCAUUUGUUAAAUCAUGUAUUGAGUGCUCUUCCUCGAGGGCUUGGACGAGAUGAGUGGUUGCAAGCUUUGCCUAGGGCAUUGGUUGCGGGAUUUGUUAAUACUGAUAAGGAAUUUCAGAGCAGAGGAGAAACUUCUGGAACCACAGCUACGUUUGUGAUAGUGGAUAGGUGGACUGUGACAGUUGCAUCUGUUGGAGAUUCCCGUUGUAUACUAGAUACACAGGGUGGUGCUGUUACCACCUUAACGGUUGAUCACAGACUUGAAGAAAAUAUUGAAGAGAGGGAACGUGUUACUGCAAGUGGAGGUGAAGUUGGGAGGCUUAGCAUUGUUGGUGGUGCUGAGAUUGGUCCUCUUCGUUGCUGGCCUGGGGGUCUAUGCCUUUCAAGGUCAAUAGGAGAUAUGGAUGUUGGGGAGUUCAUAGUUCCAGUACCAUAUGUCAAACAAGUGAAGCUAUCAAAUGCUGGUGGUAGGCUUGUAAUUGCUUCUGAUGGCAUCUGGGAUGCCGUGUCCGAAGCACUAAGGACAAGAGGGUUAAAGGAUGAUACAACUUGUAUAGUAGUUGACAUAAUCCCACCUGAUAAUGAGUUGCCACCAACUCCUCCCCCCAAAAAGCAUAACAAGUUCAGAGAGCUUUUCUUCAGGAAAAGGUCCCGUGAUUCUGCCGGUAAACUGUCAAAGAAGCUUUCAGCUAUAAAUAUAGUGGAGGAACUCUUUGAAGAAGGAUCAGCAAUGCUUGCUGAAAGAUUAGGGAGUGAUGAGAACUCAGGGCAAUCAACAUCUGGCCUUUUUGUUUGUGCUGUGUGUCAAGUUGAUCUUGCUCCAAGUGAGGGUAUCUCAGUCCAUGCGGGUUCCAUCUUUUCCACCAGCUCCAAGCCCUGGCAAGGACCUUUUCUGUGCUUUGAUUGUCGCGAUAAGAAGGAUGCAAUGGAGGGAAAACGCCCCAGUGGAGUUAAAGUGUCCUAGGAUCAAAAUUGAUAAUGCCCUAUUCUUUAUGUCAUCCUUCAUUCAUUUUUUCAAUCACGAUUUUUAUAGGCCAAGUAAUUGAUUGAAUCUCACUAUGGAGUAGCAAUAGAUGUAUGGUGUAUGUGAUAUGUGGAAAUUCAUCUAAGAAUGACAUUACAUUUGAAUAGCAAAAGGCUGGUAGAGAUCCUGGACUGAAGUUUUGGGCGUCUGCAGAAUGUUCAUCUGUGGUUGAUUGUUAAGAUCAGUGCCAGCUUGAUUCUUUUGUAUAUCAGCAUGAUCUUGGUUAUGAGCAUUGUAGAACAUACUACCUUCACUCCAAUACUGUAUAUAUAUAGAUUUCUUAAACCUUUUCAAGCA